Pocillopora meandrina is the source of this 587-nucleotide messenger RNA. The record is from the annotation of a GenBank genome assembly. NCBI's taxonomy places the organism in Eukaryota, Metazoa, Cnidaria, Anthozoa, Scleractinia, Pocilloporidae.
GACGGUGUUGUGAUCGUUGACAGCCCUGGCGUCGGGGAGUCAGAUAUAAUGGACGAAAUUGUUUUGAACUACUUGCCAAAUGCCUUUGCUUUCAUCUAUGUCAUCAACAGCAGCAAUGCCGGAGGAGUUCAGACAGAUCGGGUGAGUAAAUUAUUGAUACUUUCUGAAAUGACUACAGGGAAAUCUUUUCAACUCCUCACCAGUGCUCGAUCCAUUUAUUAAACCACGAUUUUUGUUGAUAGCUCAGAGCCCAAAAAGCUAUCUCAUUUAAGUCCUAUGUUUUAAUUGAAUCGUUUUAGUAAGCUUGUUUCCUCUUAUGUUAGCUUGUUCGACUUCUGCACAAAACCAGGGAACUCACGACUGAACAGCAAAUGAUGUUCUCACCAAACUGCACUUUGUUCGUUUGCAAUAAGUGGGACACCAUACCGACCCAAGAGGGAAUUGUGGUCAUGGAACACAUAAACAAAAAGUUGAGUCAGUGUUUGCCAGAUGUAGACAUAAAUACUCAAAUUAUCUGCCUUUCAACUACUAAAGCUUUUGCGGCCCAGAAGUAUGGAGUCAUGAAUUCAGAAUUUGCCUCACUUACA